UGGAGAGACAAGGAGCACCUUCAAAACUUGGGUGAUUGUGGGACGCAAGGAAGUACUAUAGCAAAGACAGAUCCCUCGGAUACCUUCCAUCGACAGCAGAAAAUUCCAGGGAGGAUCAAGUCACCUGCAGCCUUCACCAUGGGCAUCCACACAGAGAUUCCUUUCCUGCUGCUGCUGCUUCCAUUACUACCGUGCCUCCAUGCAGCUCCAAACCGACUUACGGAGUGUACGCCGCCCUUCACCGCUGUGGGCGGUAAGUGCAUUCAUGUCAGCUCCACAAGCCCGGGUACCUGGUAUCUUAUGAAGGACUUUUGUGAGACUCUUGGCGGCCAGCUGUUGAUCAUCAAUACGGAGGACUUUCACUACUACGUCGUCAAGUAUUUGGAGUACAACGGGUAUGCUGGCCGCAGAUACUGGGUAGGUGCAAACAACGAGCACGCUGACGGGCAGUACCACUGGUUGGACGGGAGCAAGGUCAAGAUGGGCACGCCUUUUUGGGGCACUAUAAACGGCAAGCAGGAACCAGGUGGAUCGCCGUCUGACCACUGUGCUAUCCUCUUCGAAAAGGGCUUCUAUUUCAUGCAUGAUUUAUCAUGUAACGAAACAAAUGUGUAUCCUAUCUGUGAGGCUAAAUAAGACUUUUUAUAACACACCAUCUAACUAAAGGUGAGGCGUUUCAAAUUCGCAACGUACAGGACAGGCUAGUCUUUUCUACCAGACUGUCCUCUGUCUCCUCAACAUCAGUCCCUUCUCUCUCAAGCCAUCUUUCAUGCAGACGUUAUCCCCUCCGCCUUUCUUCUUCGGUCUGCCUCGUCUUUUUCCUCUCUCUAAAUUCAAAUAUAUCAUUUUUCAAACAUCCUGUCCAUCUUUCACUUAAUUCGUCCACACCAAUUAAUUUUCUUCUAUUACACGAGUGUCUUCAAAUCACUUAUUUUGACUUUUCCCUUUGUUAAACAAUUUCUGACUAUCUGAUGGUUUGUAAUUGAAAUAAAGUCAUCUUAAUG
Molecule: messenger RNA, 1004 nt
Organism: Scylla paramamosain (green mud crab)
Lineage: Eukaryota; Metazoa; Arthropoda; Malacostraca; Decapoda; Portunidae
Product: C-type lectin domain family 17, member A-like
Exons: 3
Coding region: 139-636 (165 amino acids)
Biological process (GO): biological process involved in interspecies interaction between organisms
Cellular component (GO): external side of plasma membrane
Molecular function (GO): carbohydrate binding
Source: RefSeq, a predicted model, not a curated record